Messenger RNA from Protopterus annectens (West African lungfish), 3359 nucleotides. Its product is annotated as E3 ubiquitin-protein ligase TRIM69-like. Lineage: Eukaryota; Metazoa; Chordata; Ceratodontiformes; Protopteridae. Bases 507 to 2267 code for a protein of 586 amino acids. The record is from RefSeq and is a predicted model, not a curated record. The transcript is spliced from 8 exons. Gene Ontology annotation, molecular function: protein binding.
CCCUGCUGCUAUGUCUCUCACACCACACCACCCCCAUCCUAUUGUCGUGGAAAUUGACCACAACAGAGUAGACAGAGCAUGAAAUAUUCGAGACUUUUCACUAAAAUCUCUUGUCAUCAUGUUGAUUAUAGCAACUGUAUAGUCAGCUAUUAUGGAAUUUCAAAAUAUACUUUGGAUUUAUUGUACUUGGCAAAUGAAAAACUUGGCAUUCAGCUGAAAUUCCCAGCCUAUCUCUGGAAGGGGAAACAUGGACAUACAAGUGUCAUCUCAGAAGUUUGUUUUGCUCCAAGUACGUAAGAGGAAUGUGUAUAGCUAAAGAUCAUCGUUUGAUUAGGAAUGAUCAAACUGUAACUGUUAGAUACCACCAUUCCUUGACUGCAGUUCAUAAGGAAGGAGCCUUGUAAUCCAAAACAUCAUACUUGCCACAGUGCUGCAACUACCAGCCACAUUUCUCAAUCAUUUGCAAUGGUUUGCUGUCCAUUUAACUCCUUUUAUGCAAAAAAGAGAUGACUGAUGAAGAAGAACUAAGUUACAGUGCAAAUCUGAUCUGUCCAUCAUGUAGAAAGAUCUAUAAUCUACCUCUGUUUUUGCCAUGCUCACAUAGCUUGUGCCAAGCAUGCAUUCUCAGUGUCAGGAAGCUGUCCAUCCAGAAGGCUUAUCACAACAGUUAUUCUCAGUCUUCACUCAGCAUAGUCACGAUCGACUGCCCAAUUUGCUGGCUACCUAUUGAGCUCCCAUGCCCUGACUGGGACACAGUGCUGGAAUAUCUCCCAGUGAACUGGACACUCAAAAGCAUUCUUGAUUGCUAUACACUGCAUGCUACAUGCAAUGACCAUGGCAAAAGAUGGCGCCUCUUCUUCUGUGAACGUACAGGCACAUUUGUGUGUAGGGCUUGUCGACCUAACCUUUUGGAAGAUGACAGCAUUAUUACCUUAGAAGAUGCCUGGGCUGCGAGGAAGGACUUUGUUAUUAAUACCCUUCUCUCCAUGAAGGAUGGUGAUGGAAAUUUAAGUGAACAAACUAGAAAGAAAGCAGCAGCUGAAAUAUCAGUGCAGGAUGAAGCUCAUGGUCAACAUUCAAGUAUGUUGAGGCAUUGCAGCCAGGAAGCUUCAGAUAAUCCCAGAAUGAGCAGAGACCAUCUGGGACCUAAGACUCUGAAAUGUGGCACAGAUACCACAAAUAUAACUCUCACAGGAAUACUGGUGCAAAAGAAGGACUUAAGGUUAAUGUUUGAAGAGGCACUGCAGGAGAAUGACCUGAUUAGACUCCUUGAGGUUGCAAGGCUGUGUUCCAUGGAAUGCACUCCCAUGCCUGACAACUACGCACAUUCUGAUAUUGGAGAUCUAGUGGAAGUACUGGAAGAUGAUUUGGAGAUUGCCAUAAAAGGGCUGACAUUCAGACUUGAUCCUUCAACAGCUGACCCACUCCUAAGCAUUUCCUGUUCUGGCCUGCAAAUGACAUACAGUGCAGAACCUGAUUUAAUUCCUCUCCUCAGUUGCUGCAGUGAUCUGACAGCUGUCUCCUAUGCACAGUCAGGGUCCUUAUCUAUGUCACCUCCAUCACCAUCACUCAUCCUAGGUGAAAGCAGUACUCCUCCCGACAUUUGGUUUGAGAAGCGGUUCAUGCAGUUUCCUAUGGUAUUAGCAGAUGUUGCUAUAAAGAAUGGUAUAUUCUACUGGGAAGUGGAAGUCAGCAGCAGUCAUUUUUAUAACAUAGGGGUUUGCACCAAAGGAAUGUCUUCUUCCUGUAACCUAAGAGAAGAAUUGCAGUCUUGGUACCUACAACGGCUUGGAGGCACUUUCUCAGUCUUCUAUGAUGGGUACACAGAGCAGCUGGACUCAAUGCCUCAACAUGUCAAUAAAAUUGGUGUGUGUAUCAAUUAUACUGGAGGAACACUGUCAUUCUACAAUGUUGCUGCCCAAGAACAUCUUUGCACCAUACCGACUCGCUUUUUGCAGUAUGUAAAUCCAGCAUUCAGUUUAAAGGAAGGAUCUCUGUCAAUUUUGUGUGGCCUGCCUGUUCCUAACUUUGUAUUUUCAGUUAAGGCUAAUGUAUGUUCAGACAAAGUGACAGAAAACAGCUGGCACAAGGAUUUAGCUUUUUCUGCAGUUGCCUCCUUUAUCCAGAAAUUUGAGGACCUAACUGUGACUGACUCAGAUUCUGGACUAAUCUCCUCCAACUAUGGGUCAUGCUCUACAUUAAAUUCUUGGUCAGGAGCUUCAAGUGCUGACCACUCAGGCUUGAGUGUACAUAUAGUAGAUGACUAACUAUUUUUCCUUCUAAAUGAUACUUCCAUUUCUUUAUGUGCACUCCAUACUGGAAUUUAUUCAGUAUUCUUAACAACUGAUAGACUGAUAUCUGAUUUUUUUUUCACUAGAGUUUGACUAUAGUCUAGGUGAAUAUGCAGCAAUAAAUGCAGUACUUGUGUUUAGCAAUAUCAUAGAUAUUCAGAAAACUGAAAUAUUUUGUAUAUCCACAGAGUAUCUGGUUCAUCUUUCACUAAACUAUGAUUGAGUGUUUGCAUAGAAAACCAAGCUGUCUGAUGAGAUACACAUUGCUAAAUUAUGUAGUGUUGAAAAGUGAGGGACAGACAGCACACUUACUUGUAAAGCAAUCUGCUUACACAUAAUGUGGCAAAUUUAAAAAUCGUUAGAAUUUAAGGGACAUAUUAUUUUAGAAAUGCAUUUUAACUUAAUGAAUUGUGCAGAUCAAGUAUCCUACUAAAGGGGAAGUAGACAUAAGCGUUUCCCAACUUCCAAACAGUGAAGGCCAUCUUUCCUUGAUUUCACAAUUCUGACCACUAGUGAGAAUUGCUUUGAAGCUGAUAUGUUACAAAUACACCACAGUAAGAUUCCAUUGCAUAGUUAAUUAGACAUAUUUAAAAAGUAAGAAAUAGGAAUAUCUAUAACUAUGUUGCAUAAAAAAAUGGUGUGUAUUAUGAAGGUCUAGUAAGCAGGCCACCUCUUUUGCAAUGAUCAGUAUGUGGAGUUCUCCUUUCACUGAAUGUGACCUAGGCUUGCCUAAUGGAAGUGCAGCCUAAUGAAUGCUUAUAUUUGUGGCAAUUAUGCUACUGGGAAUUGAGUUGUGUUAUACAUGGACAGCAAUUACAAGUAGUUCUAUGUUUUCAAGUCUGAUAAACUAUGAAACCUGUAAUAAAACUGAAAAUGCUGGAUCAAAACAAAACAAAACAAACACUGUAACUUACUAACAAAAAAGUAAAUUAAGUAUCAACAUGUAAUUAAAAUGAUUUGGGUGGGGCAGUGGUGCACCAGUUAAUGUUUUUGUCUCAUAGCAAGAGGUUCUCCAGUUCAGCUCUCGGCUGGGGUGCCUUCUGUGCUGAGUCUGCAUGUCCUCCCUGC